UGAGGCUAAUGGAAAAGGGCGGAAGGGAAGUCAGUUAAAAUGUAGACGCUAAAAUAGCCCUGACAGAUCCACGUGCGCACUCGUGGAGUCGAAUGUGACUUUAGGUGACGUUUGAACGUUUGGACGGUCUGCAGCGCCUACAUGCCGUCUUUUUUUACUUUAAACUUGGAAUAUCAUUGGAGACCUGGCAAUAUCUUUACCUUAACACUGAUGACAGCUUAAGCUGUUGUAUUUUUGUUUGUGGCUAUGGACAUGUCAACCUGUGCUCAUUACUCUUCUUUCUGUCACUAAAUGCAGAAUAUUAUAAAUAUAGCUACAAAACAUAAUUCUGAGUUGAUUUGAGACGGAGGCGUGGCAUGACAACAUUUGCAACGUAACGGCGUCCGCAACAGGAAUACUCUCCUAAUUUGGCUGCAUCUUCCUGCGCUGUCACCUCUCACCAUGGUACAAUUCUCCCGCGUGUGGAGCCACUGCUCUGUAUUUACCGCCUUGCGACUUCAGAGAAGCUGGCUGAACUUUAUUCAAGGGUCUUUGAGGUGUUCUAGCACAAAAGCGGCCCCUCGUUUUACAAGAAUGGAGUAUCAGGAUGCGGUGUGCACACUCAACACACUGCAGACCAAUGCCAGCGUCCUGGAGCAGGUGCGUCGGGAGCGGGGCCCUCCACAACACCAGCUCCAGGCCAUGAAAGGCUUUCUGCAACGAGCAGGCCUCACGGUAGAGGAAUUGGACCAUUUAAAUAUUAUUCACGUCACUGGAACAAAGGGCAAGGGAUCAACAUGUGCGUUCACCGAGCAGAUUCUCAGAAGCUAUGGCUUUCGUACUGGAUUUUACAGUUCACCUCAUUUGGUACAAGUCAGGGAGAGAAUCCGGAUUAAUGGUCAACCUAUUAGCAAGGAGCUCUUCACAAAGUACUUCUGGCAGGUAUACGGCCGGCUGGACGAGACUAAGGACUGCCAUGGGGGAUUGAUGCCAGCUUACUUCCGUUUUCUCACCAUCCUGGCCUUCCACAUCUUUCUUCAAGAAAAGGUGGAUUUGGCGGUUAUUGAAGUUGGGAUAGGUGGAGCCUAUGAUUGCACAAACAUCAUCAGACGACCAUGGGUAUGUGGAAUAUCUUCGCUUGGAAUAGACCACACGAGUAUCCUGGGAGACACCAUAGAGAAGAUAGCAUGGCAGAAAGGUGGCAUUUUUAAGCCAGGAGUUCCAGCUUUCACAGUGAAGCAACCCGAGGGGCCCCUGACUGUCCUCCAACAGCGAGCAGAAGAAAUGGGAUGCUCUCUCUCUGUGUGUCCUGACCUGAGCGAGUAUCCGGUAGAUGAGGGCAUCCUGCGUCUGGGUUUGGCUGGGCAGCACCAGUGCAGCAACGCCACCCUGGCCCUGCAGCUCAGCCACAGUUGGCUCCAGAGACGCUGCCUACCUGAUAAGCACCUCCCCUCUGCGGCCGUGUUCAGUGGCGUGAUCCAGGCCAAAGCGUUCAAGCCCAGCCCCGUCAUAGUGAAAGGCCUGGCGGACACGGUGUGGCCUGGCCGCACGCAGACCCUGAGGCGCGGCCACCUCACGUACUACCUGGACGGAGCGCACACCACGGGCAGCAUGCUAGCCUGCGCCCGCUGGUUCAACGAGGCUGCUGCCCAACGCGAGAGCAUGGCUGGAGGCCCGGUGGUGAGGGUGCUACUGUUCAAUGCCACGGGGGAGAGAGACUGUGCCGCCAUGCUGAAGCUUCUUGUGCCAUACCACUUUGACUUUGCUGUGUUCUGCCCCAAUAUUACGGAGACGAUAGCUACGUGUAACGCAGACCAACAGAACUUCAACGUCUCCGUGGAGAACAUGCUCACACGUUGCCUGGACAACCAGCAGAGCUGGAGGCUGCUGACUGGCCAGGGCGAGAAGCCGGGGGCGGAGCUCCUGAUCUCGGGUACCCUGCCUCGGGUUGCCGAGCGCCGGAACGACACACUGGUCUUCCCCUGCAUCCUCAGCGCCCUCCAGUGGAUCACGCAGGGCAGGGACUCUGUGCUGGCCGACCCAGGCAAACGGGUCAUCCCCGUCAAGCCCAGUGUGGCCGCCAAGGCCUCGGCGCUCCGCGACGCCACCGAGAUCCACGUCCUCAUUGCCGGAAGCCUGCACCUGGUCGGGGGAGCCCUCAAACACCUGGACCCCGUAUUUUCCUCUUAAGAAAAGGCCUGGUGCUGUGUGUUUGUGUUUGCACUGGGUGUGUAAGAGCACUGUCAAACUCCUCUGUCUGUUGGUAGAGUGAUGAGUUAACCUUGGGAGACAUCGAUCAGAUGUCCACCCACUGGAGAGUCAAGGAGGUUAUAGCACUUAGUACACUCACACAUAGAGUGUAAUGCCGUCAGAGAGCGGUAACUAAAUGUCUUUUAUUCUGGUGCCCCACUUUAUUAUGUUGAGCAAAGCCAAAUUCUUUGGUUGGUGCCUUACAGUGCCACCGUGACACAUAAAAAAAAACGUCUUCAUACUUGAAGCCAGCUGUUUACAGGAACUUUUGGGGGAAAAGGGUUUUGUACUCCUAAGAUAAAUUACAUUUAUGCUUUACCCUUUUCUUUUUUUUGUGUGAGGGUGUGACUUCCUCCUAAUGGAGCUCCUUUUUUUAAAAUCACAAUGUCUCUGUAAGGAUGAACUGGUUCAUUGCGCUUUUGUACCAAAUGGCAAUGAGUUGUGUGAAUGUGGAUCUUUUUUUUUGUGUAAUUGUAUCUUUAGUUUAACAUUUUUUUGGUUGAUUUUCUUGGUGAAUACCUAUUGUCCUUUGAAAACCAGCUAAAAUAAGUGUUGCAGGGUUAUUCCCAGCGAUUUGUAUUGAAUGAGAAUUGUAAUAUAAUUGUCCAGAUGGAUCAUGUUGUAUAUGGUAUUGGUUUAGAGCUAGACUAGCCUGACUGACUAGUAAUGUGCUAAUAUGCUCCCUAUAUAGUGUGGAAGACAGUACACACUAUCUACAAACCACACUUUCAGCUGUACAAAUAGUUUACACACCCUCAGCUUAGCUGUUUUUUUGUUUCUGAGAUCAGUGUGUCAUCUGUGUGAGGUUUGUCCAGAUUUUAUCCAGACGUUGUGAAUGGACCUGUUCUGAAAUACGUUUGAUCUCACUCUCGCUCCUGUCACGUACACUUGUUCCUUGAGGAAGCCACCAGUCAAACAUACUGGCACUGCACACAACACAAAAGUUUGAGUGUCUUUACUCUGGGAUCUAUAAUAGGUCAACUUCUGUGGUAGAAGAGCCCAGUGAGUGAGAGGAUAUGGAAACAUUUUGAGGGUGGGGGUGUUGUAACUUACUGUGCACCUGAGCAUUCUUUUAAAUUCCUCUAUUAAAUCAAAAAUGAUGUAUUUAAUGGAAUAAAAUAUAGGAGAGUUGUUUGUAUUAAAUAUUUCAACACUAA
Molecule: messenger RNA, 3386 nt
Organism: Clupea harengus (Atlantic herring)
Lineage: Eukaryota; Metazoa; Chordata; Actinopteri; Clupeiformes; Clupeidae
Gene: fpgs
Product: folylpolyglutamate synthase
Biological process (GO): tetrahydrofolylpolyglutamate biosynthetic process
Cellular component (GO): cytosol; mitochondrion; cytoplasm
Molecular function (GO): tetrahydrofolylpolyglutamate synthase activity; ATP binding
Source: RefSeq, a predicted model, not a curated record